GGCGGUAUCGAGGCCUGGAUUUGUAAACAACAACAAGAACGACAAAACUUGAGGCAAAAAGCGCGGUUUUUUCUCGGGUUUCUCCAGCCGCGAUUCUUCCUCAGGAGCAGGUGUCCCCUGCCUUUGUAACCGAGACUUCUCCCCGCAGCCGGCGCUUGGGAGGGGGCGGAGCUUUCCUUCUGGGGACUCCCAGAAAGGAACACCCCCGUCUCCCGCACAUUCUGGGAGCCCCGCCCGACGUACCUGCCAGCCAGACAUGGACAAACGCUUGAACCAAAGGCAGAUCCAAAGUCAUGUUUUUUCCAGCUGCAUUCUUCAGUUCCAGUGACACAAUUAUUGCCAGAAUAAUAAAAGAAGUUACUGGUUUCAGUGGUCAAAUGACCACUCAGUAGGUAACCAACUAUAUGGGCAUUCCAGGGCAAAGAAGACUCUAUGAAUGCUGUGGGGAACCUUUCCUGUGUCCGAGAAGUGGCAGCAUCUCCAGGGCAAGGUUUGCAGACCCUUUAGAAUCUCAUCUCCAUUUUCCCCAGCCCUCAGGACUGCAUUAGAGAAGGAACCCAUUCACAAGCUCUGGGCUAGCCCUGUCAAGUCAAGAGCCUGGUCUAUGGGGGCUGCUUUUUUGCUAGCUAAAAGGCAUCUGUCUAUCAUUCAGUACGAUGUGUUCUACAAACUGUACUCAUUGCCUGGGGGCGACACUCCUGCAUAUGGCCAUCUUAAGUAUGAUACUUAAUAUUCUCCUCUUCUUCCCUGCAAUGCAACGAGUAUCAAUUGACAAAAUACCUAAUGAGGCCUGGAGCUUUGGAGGACUUUUGGGAAGUGGGGUCAUGAUACUUUUCCCUGCUACUGUAUACUUAAGGAUGAAAAAACUUGACUGCUAUGCAUGCAUUAUCAAUUUACUCUGUGUGAAGUCACUUUCAAAUGGGAAUGUUGCAUUAUUUUCUUGUGUUGGAAUCCUAGGAUCAUCAUAUGGAUUAUUUAUGGCAUUGUUUGCUAUUUAUAAGGGUCCCAAAUGUUUUGUAGGAGGUGACAGUUGGGAAUAUCCUUUCCAUAAAGGGAACUAUCUAGUCGAUUUGAACUAUUGGAAAGACUGCAUAAGUCCCCCUCAUAUUAUACCUUGGCACUUGAGUAUUUUCAUCGUUCAGGUGCUAGUAAGUAGUGCUCAAUUGGCAAUAUGCAUCUGUACGGUGAUGUCUGGUCUCUUAGGAUCAAUCUUUACGUCAGAAAAGUGCCCAUGGUCACAUAAGGGCACAGACCUCUCAAAACCUUGUGAUGGACUCUUCAUAACAUUCUACUAUGCUCACAGAAGAUCUAAGAAUGCUUCUUUUUCAUCAUCAUUGGAAAAUCCUGCUGCCUUCUCAUCCAUGCAACAACCUUUUUGGAUUUCAACUCAAGUUAAAAAUCACAUGUUCAAAAAAGAGCAAUAAACUAUGGUCCAAGUACAA
Messenger RNA from Sarcophilus harrisii (Tasmanian devil), 1442 nucleotides. RefSeq names its product transmembrane 4 L6 family member 4-like. The transcript has 6 exons. Bases 657 to 1424 code for a protein of 255 amino acids. Gene Ontology annotation, cellular component: membrane. NCBI's taxonomy places the organism in Eukaryota, Metazoa, Chordata, Mammalia, Dasyuromorphia, Dasyuridae. The record is from RefSeq and is a predicted model, not a curated record.